Molecule: messenger RNA, 966 nt
Organism: Cladocopium goreaui
Lineage: Eukaryota; Dinophyceae; Suessiales; Symbiodiniaceae
Source: the annotation of a GenBank genome assembly
AUGAUUCUUGUGCCGCUAUCAAAAUCUGCUGCAGACUGGGUCCUGAGGCAAGUGCCGCUGGAUGAUGAGAGCCGAAAGGUCCUGGAAAGCGCAUGCGAGGGGCUGCCGGGCCGCUUCCAGGAGGGUGGCUUCGUAGUGCAAGGUGCCGAGUCUGUGGCCAAAGAAGCCACCGGAGAGGUGAUUCUCUUCAAUGCUGAGAAGGGUUACGGUCUCAUUCGGGCAGAUACAGUUGAGGGCGACGGCGUCGAGGCCUUCUUUGCCUCCAGCGGUCUGAACAUGGCGGUGAAGGUGGGCGACAAAGUUCGCUUCAUGGAGGACCACACCAUGAUUGAGGGGCAGAUCUGCGCCUACAACAUCAAGAAGUUGCCACGGCACAAGUGGAAUGUGAGCACCAUUUGCUGUGAGGAAAACAAAAGCAAGAAGCACUUGGAAACUGGGAGGUUCAAGACCAACGUGGUUCGACUGCUCACCCGCAUGGACGAGAGUGAGGAGCUGCCCCGCGCGCAAGUUUAUGGCGAGGUCACAUCCUUUGGCGCCGCGGUGCCUCUUGUGGUGAGCGCGAGUCCACGCGGCGGCCGCGGCGUUUUUGCCGGCGCGGCGAUAGCGGAGGGGCAGGAGGUGGAAGUCUGUCCAGUGCUGGCUCUGCAGCGCGACCACAUCGCGGCGGAGUGCGCGGCCAUGCGGUACUUCUUUGGUGGCGAGCACGGUGAUGUGCUCCUCUGCGUCCUGGGCUACGGCAUGCUCUACAACCACGCCAAAGCGCCGGUGUCAGCGGCGCAGGGCUUGUCCAAGGACUUUGCAAAUCUGACGUAUGCGCUCCACGCCUCUCCGGCGCAGCUGCGCGACGCGCGCGACGGCAACGUUUGCGUGCGCUUCGUGGCGCGGCGCCGCAUCCAGGAAGGUGAGGAGCUGCUCAUCGAUUACUCUGACCGCUGGUGGCAGACGAAAGGUGAACAGCCUUUAUAA